Molecule: messenger RNA, 741 nt
Organism: Rotaria socialis
Lineage: Eukaryota; Metazoa; Rotifera; Eurotatoria; Philodinida; Philodinidae
Source: the annotation of a GenBank genome assembly
AUGGCAGAAUCUGAGGUCAAAUAUGUACCGAAUGAAGAAUUAAAAAUUGUUAAUGAACAACUCAUAAAUGACUUUCAAGAUCGAUGUGCCAGUACAAAAUGUCGUGAUGGUGAAACAUGUAUAUUAAAUAAAGAUGGUGAUGCUGAAUGUGCUUGUGUUGCACAAUGUGAAGAUCCAAAAGAUGAACGUUUAAUGGUAUGUACAAAAGCUAAUCAUACAUAUACAUCAGAUUGUGAAUUCUAUCAAAUGCAAUGUUGGUGCCGUCGAAAUGAUGAACGGUGCACACGUCAAGAAGCUGUUUCAGAUUCAAUUGAUUAUUUUGGACGAUGUCAAAAUCUUGGCAUUUGUACAGCAUUCGAAUUAGAAGUUUUUCCAAAACGAAUGACAACAUGGCUUGGAGAAAUUCUCGAUGCAUUGUUUGUUCGUAAAGAUCUCGAUGCUAAAUAUGAAGUAUUAGUGAAUGAAGCACGUAAAAUGAAAUUAUCAAAUACAGAAAAAUGGUGGCGUAAUGCUGUACUUUGGGAAUUCUGUGAGCUUGAUCGAACACAUGAUAAUUCGGUUAAUAAUGAAGAAAUAGCUCGUUUCGUUCGAUCACUCAAAGUUCUUGAACACUGCAUUCAACCAUUUUUGAAUCAUUGCGAUACAGAUAAUGAUAAUAAAAUUUCAUCUGAGGAAUGGGGUACAUGCUUAGGUUUAGAAAAGGGUGACAUGACUUUCUUGAAGACAUUUUGCUCACAUUAA